This is a messenger RNA of Solanum verrucosum, 1179 nucleotides long. Its product is annotated as protein EXPRESSION OF TERPENOIDS 1-like. Bases 5 to 1153 code for a protein of 382 amino acids. Gene Ontology annotation, biological process: positive regulation of DNA-templated transcription. The transcript is spliced from 2 exons. NCBI's taxonomy places the organism in Eukaryota, Viridiplantae, Streptophyta, Magnoliopsida, Solanales, Solanaceae. Gene Ontology annotation, molecular function: DNA binding; DNA-binding transcription factor activity. Gene Ontology annotation, cellular component: nucleus. The record is from RefSeq and is a predicted model, not a curated record.
AGAUAUGUCUGGAUUUUUCACACUAGGUGGUGGCGGAGCUGGAGGAGGAAAUAAGAACCAACAACAACAACAAGAGCAAGAUCAAUUAGCUACAAAUAGCUUACUUCUUUUCAAAGACGACGAGAUCUACAAUAAGGGUUUCGAGUUAUGGCAGCAGUACUAUCAGUUGCAUCAACAACGAGCUCAGCCUCAUCCCCAUCAUCAUCAUCAACCACAAGAUGUGGAUUUCUCAGUUGGUGUGGGUCCCAGUUGUAACAGAAGAAUCAUCAGUACUGGAAGCAGUAGUAGUAGUGGUGGUAACAAUAACAUUGUCGGUGGCGGUACUGAUGAUCAUAAUCAUAAUCAUAAUCAUCAUCAAAAUAUUACUAACAAUUAUACUAAUUCGUCUUCUUAUAGAUCAUCAUCAGGGUUUCGCGUUAUGCGUCCCAGUAGUACUGGUAGUGCUGGUGGAGGAAUUAACUGUCAAGAUUGUGGAAAUCAAGCUAAAAAAGACUGUUCACAUUUGAGGUGCCGGACUUGCUGUAAGAGCAGAGGAUUUCCAUGUCAUACACACGUUAAAAGUACCUGGGUUCCUGCUGCUAAAAGACGUGAACGGUUGCAACAACUUACUUCUCUUCAACAACAACAACAAAAUCAACAGCAACAAACUCAACUUCUUAGCUUAAGAGCUGAUCAUCACUCUAAUAUUUCAAAAAGGCCAAGAGAAAACCCAUCUUCCUCCUCUCUUGCUUGUACUCGUAUACCCAACAUCUCGCCAGGGUUAGAGUUAGGUGGUCAUUUUCCAUCGGAAGUGAGUUCUCAAGCUGUUUUUCGAUGCGUAAAAGUGAGUGCAAUCGACGAUGCAGAUGAUCAAUAUGCUUAUCAUACGGCUGUGAAUAUUGGUGGACAUUUAUUCAAAGGAAUUCUGUAUGAUCAAGGGCUAGAAGGUCGAUAUAGUGGUGGCGGUGGUGGUGGUGGAGAGAGUUCAUCUGGUAGUGGCGCCGCUCAACAAGCACUGAAUUUUAUAACCGGCGCCACCACAUCCACCACAGCAGUCGCCACCACUAGUCACCAACAUCAGCCGGCUGUUACAAUGUAUGAUCCUUCAGUGUAUCCAACUCCCAUUACUGCUUUCCUGGCUGGUACGCAAUUCUUUCCACCUCCCCGGCCUUAAUCAGAGGCGGAUUCAGAAUUUAUGAA